CUCUUUAGUACUUCGGAUGCUACCGGAGCGCAUUGCCGGGAAGAUCGUUCUUAAGUCGAUUUUUCUUUUUUUAAACGACACUACGGAAUAUAAAUCAUUUCCUUGGUCGAUAUCAUCUCGAGCUAAUUAUUCUCACUAUACGUUUUAACUGAUAAUUUUUGUUCCCUUUUUUUUUCUUUCUUUUUCUUUUUUAAUCGCACGCACGAUCUUACAUUCGAUACGGACUUUAUAGGAUCGAACGAUCAUUCCUCGAUCGGUGAAAGUUCAGUUCGCGUCAGCGAAACUUAUAUCAUCGCGGUGAAAUGUGUAAAAAAAAGAAAUAUCUCUCGACGUCUGGCUUAAGUUCGAAAAGAUUUUGUUUCGUGAAGAGAAACGGGGGAAGGCACGGAUCGUGAUCCAUUAAAAGAUUAUUAUCUAUUUUGUGAUAGGAGAGGAAGAUUAAUAUUCAUUUUAAAUGUUGCAAAGGAUAAUAAUUAAAAAUGCCGUGCAUUCCAGAAAGCUCGAAGAUCUAUGAGCAAAGAUGAACGAUAGUCGAGUAUAAAAAAUGGCACCAUUCCACGGCAUGGUCCUACUGUUGCUAGGAAUCGGUUACCUGUUACACGCGGAACCAUCUUUCGGUCAUCGCGAUAUAGGGAUAAUAGCGGAUGACGUUAGAUCGAGACGAAGAGAAGAUCACGGAUAUUCACCUGUUUUGGAAUAUUUUUACGGCGAACGUAUUGACAACGAGAUGCGCAAGCAUUAUCGUACAAAAAGGCACACAUAUUUUUCCGAUGAUCUUCCACAAAACGUGACGGUCGCCGUCGGUCAAUUCGCCGUGCUGUCGUGCCGAGUCGAAAAUUUAGAAAACAGGACCGUAUCUUGGAUGCGAAAGAAGGACGUUAGGAUCCUAACGUCCAUGGAGACGACUUAUACCGCCGACAAGAGAUUCGCGAUAAUCGGUAAAUCGCCAAAUUGGGACCUACGUAUAGAUUCCGUGCAACCCGAGGACGCUGGUAUUUACGAGUGUCAAGUUAAUACCGAGCCAAAGAUGGACAGAGCGGUCAAUUUGAAGGUCUUGGACGUACAAGCAAAAAUCCUUGGCUCCGAAGAGGUAUACGUGAAGAAGGGAAGUAAAAUUAGUUUGACUUGUACCGUCGACAUGCAGGAUGUACCACCGAGUAACGUGACUUGGUAUCACGCGGGUUCGGUCAUCGACUUUGAUAGUCCAAGGGGUGGCGUUUCUUUGGAAACCGAAAAGGGCAAGAGUUUUACCAAAAGCAUGCUGGUAAUAACGCGCGCGUUACUCAACGACAGCGGCAAUUACACGUGCUUCUCAAAUAAGGCUGCUCCAGCUAGCGUGGUGGUUCACGUGUUGAACGGAGAACAUCCCGCGGCGAUGCAGCAUGGAGGCAGCGAUAGUGUCAACAGAAGGAUAGUCUUAUUCCUCACGAUCGUACUACCGAUCGUUAUAUUUCGCGAGCCGCCACUUCUCGACGUUCCGGGUUAAGGAAAAGAGCCAAAAGAAGAAAGAAAACGACCGAGGUUGAAAAGACAGAGAGAUAGACGGAUAGAUAGGUAGAUAGGAAAGAGAAAAAACGGAAAACGAAAAGAGUAUUUUUAUAUACGUAUACGUGUAUAUUUUUUUUUCUUCUUUCCUCUUCUUCUACGUAUCUUUAACUCGACGAAGCUCCUCGAGAUGGAUUAGAAUUUUCAUCAUUAGCUUUUAUAUCGGCGAAUUAAAACGAUUGUAGAAUUCUUUUUUCAAGGAAUUUGAAAUAAUACGAGCCUCGUUUAACGCGUUAACGAUUUAAAAUGUCGAAUUCGAAAGAAAUUCUUUUUAAACGUUGAGAGAAAAAAGGGAAUGUCAUGUUACGAAGUGAAAUGGUCAUUGAACGAAUAGAACAAGGGGCUCCCUGGUAUCGUCUGGGUUUAAUUAAAACGCAGAAUGAAAAAGGUCCGGUUACUUUGAAUUCUCGCGAAGACCUAAAGGGAAUCCACCACGGUUACGGGGCUCGGUAGCAAGUUGCCUGUUCGAACUCGAAAAACUUCGGCUUCGACCCCAUUCGUCGUCGGGAUCAGCGUGAAAGAAGAUAGGAGCGUAGUCGAGAAAAGUUAUCUAGCAUCUACGAGAAGAAUCGAGAGCGAGAAUUCUCGUAUUUCUUUCUCUUAGGUUCGUUCGUUUGCUCGGUUCCACUUAGACCCCUCCUUACUACUUUCAGCUACGUCGAAGGCAUAAUUUUCUUGCUUUCCCGCGAGAAACUCGGCCCUUGUUUGAUCGUAAGGUAUUCGUUAAUUAGCUUUAACAAUGCCGAUCACGAUGCACGUUUCUCAGUGCCCCUUAUAUGUAUACAUGUAUAUGUAUACAUGUACAUGUAUACAUGUAUAUGUAUAUAUGUAUAUAUAUAUAUAUAUAUAUAUAUAUAUAUAUGUGUGUGUGUGUAUAUACGUGCUUCUAUUUAACAGAAUUAUCUCUUCCCUUAUAUUCAACGGGACACAUAGAAUAACGCGUUAAAUGCGUUAAAUAAAUAGUCAAAAAGUAAGGGGAAGAAAUAGGAUAGGAAAAGGGAAUGGGCACUUGGCUACUGCCAAGAAUUGUCUUGUACGCGUUCCCAGUCGGUUAUCUCGGCUACUUUAUCUGACAAAACUCGUGAAGCACGGUCCGAGUUCUGUUAAAGCAAGAGAAAAUUAUAUCGCGGAAGUUGAGUACAAGACGGGAGGCGCGAGCUUUCUUAAACUUGCCGCGUCGCACCGCCUUCGCACCGGAAACGUGAAGUAACGAGCUGAGAUAGCUACGCUUUCGGGGAAGUUUUCUCUUGAAAUUGUCAACGUCUCUGUUGUGCUGUCCGUUCUGUUCCCCGUUCUGCUCCCCACCGGAAAGAUAACGUUUCUUUUUUUCCUCCUUCUUCCUCUUCUUCUUCUUCUAGGUUCCCUUUACAAUUCGAACGGACUUGUAAUACAUUUCUCGCGCCAACCCCCUUUCCUUCCUAGAAUUUCAUUAACUUUACCUAUCGAUCAUUUUAAGAUCGACUAAAAGGCUAUUUAUCCUAGACGGAGAGACGGUAUUCUACAUUUUCUUAUAUACGAUAUAUACGCAUACGUAAAAUAUCGACGUUUCUUUCUGCGUGACUGGUUCGCGAACAAAGGGAGGAAUCGGCUUUACAACUUGGCAGACGUUGUUAGAUACCAACCGAUGCCAUUCAUUUUUUUCAAUUUCCGCUUGGACCAGUUUUCCUCGUUUCCAUUCCAAAUUAAUCGUCGAUUAAAUCGUCCGCUCACGCUAUACUCGAUGUGUAAUUCGAGUGAAUUUUUCGUCCGAGCACUCUACGUAUACAUCGAAAGUAAUAAACGUGAAAAUACGAUGGAAUAAAAAAAUAUAAUCUUGCCGAGUUAUAUUACUUUCCCUUAUUGAGAGAUGAAAUUAAACUCAAAUAUAUCAUUGAAAAAUCAUAUGGUCCAGUUUUGAAUUCUCUCAUUAAUAAGUAAUCAACAACGCAUACGAGUGCGUGAGUGCGUGCGUUCGUCGAUCCAAACGCAAUUUUCGAGCACCGGCUUGCAUCAACAGGAUAAUAAAAGCUCUCAAAGUUUGUUCUUAAAUAGUCACCUAUGAAAUUCGAUAUUUCAAUAUGAUUUAAUCUUUUUAGGUAGUUUAACAAAUAGACGGGAAAGAUUGGUUUCUAUGCUGUAAAGAUAAAACUUGAUUAAUAUCAAAUAAUGAAGUCAAAGUUCGAUUAGGAAAAAAUAGGAGAAGCCGAAAGAACGAUACGGCUUAAGUUUCAACUACAAUCUGUUCUUUUUUUUUUUUUUUGUUCGUCCCUUUUCGAUGUACAUUCUAGCGGCAGCCACGGUCAAAGUAUCGACAAAAUCCAAGGAUUAUGGUAUAAGCUCGCAACUCGAAGAGUUGCCCUGGAAGAUUAACCCAAGUCUCCUUAUGGUGGAACAAUCUCGAGUAUGUUGGCCUUCCCAUCUCUUGAGAAGUUUCAAAAAGGAUGAUUUAUCGAUAAGGAGGAAAUUGAUUUUUGCGUGAUUGUUGAUUUGUCUCCAAGAUUACCUUCAAAUCCAUUCAUCAUUAUAAACGCCACAAAGAAAACUAUCGAUGGAUAUUCGAUUUACAAAUAUCUUAUAUCUUUCGUAAUCAUGGAACGACACAAAUUUUCUUCUUUCUACCUUUUUCUUUUUCUUUCCCAAGUUUUGCCCUUUUUUACGCGCGCACCUACGCACAUACACAUACGAUGUAGUUAGGAGUAAUCCUAAUAGCGAUCUCUUCAUAUUUUAUGCGAUAAAUAUGAUAUAUAGAAGAGAAAUAUUUUGUUUACAAUGAAAUUGUCAAUGUUCGUUAUAAAUUUAUUAAUCAUGAUUUCAUUGCCCUAAGUAUAUUAUUUUCGAUUUGUAAAUCAUUGAUACUUUACCAUUAAAGCGAUUAAAGAGAUAUAUCAUUUUGAACGAUAACAAUGCCUAAUAUAUCAAACGAUAACCUGGCAACAAACCAAUAAAAAGUAUUUUAUUUUCGAAUACGACGCAAUCGAAAUAAACGUCAUUUCGAAAGACUUGAAAACAAUAAUUCGUCUUAACCGAGAUAAAAUAGCUGAUUUUAAAGAAGCCGAUAUUAUUUCGUAGAAUUUCUGAUUGAUUGAUAUUGAAAAGGAAAUCAAUUGUUCCAGAAAUUGUAUAAACCCAAUAUGUCAAGAGAAUAAUAUUCGGUAUGAUAAGGCGGAAUUUAAAAAAGCGUGUCACGUGGUGAUCAAAUAACACUCUAAAUCGAUCGAUUUAUCAGGAAUUCGAUAAAUCUUACAUCCGAAAGAUUUUAAACAAAUUGUUAUUUACGAUAUACGAAACCAAUUCUUUAUCUCUGAAAAAUUUAAUUUUUCCUUAAUCAACGAAGCAUUGCAUAAAACAUUAUGGUCUAGAUCAGCUUCUUAUACAUACAUAUAUACAUAUAUAAAUAUAUAUAUAUAUAUAUAUAUAUAUAGAAUUAUUAUUAUAUAUUGUAUAUUGCAAUCAAUUCUUAUGUAUGUUUAAAUGCCUGCUUAUUAUGCCGACUAAUCCGAUGAAAGAUUUCCUUCGAACGCAUUACUACCACUCAUCGAAUUUUUUAUGGAACCAACAAUAUACGUUAUCUCUGAAAUCAACUUUUGUCCAACGAGUUUAAGUGAUUCGUCAUACUCUACGCUACGAACAUGACGUAGCUAGCACGAUUCAUCAAUUAUUGUCGUAUUCAUUAAUGGUGUUCAAAGUACAUGGCUCUCGAUGAUCGCAUGA
This is a messenger RNA of Vespa crabro (European hornet), 5235 nucleotides long. RefSeq names its product zwei Ig domain protein zig-8-like. Gene Ontology annotation, cellular component: neuron projection membrane. The record is from RefSeq and is a predicted model, not a curated record. Lineage: Eukaryota; Metazoa; Arthropoda; Insecta; Hymenoptera; Vespidae. Gene Ontology annotation, biological process: synapse organization. Bases 545 to 1486 code for a protein of 313 amino acids. The transcript has 7 exons.